Molecule: messenger RNA, 7983 nt
Organism: Folsomia candida
Lineage: Eukaryota; Metazoa; Arthropoda; Collembola; Entomobryomorpha; Isotomidae
Gene: ck
Product: myosin-VIIa
Exons: 58
Coding region: 1120-7608 (2162 amino acids)
Cellular component (GO): myosin complex; cytoskeleton
Molecular function (GO): cytoskeletal motor activity; protein binding; ATP binding
Source: RefSeq, a predicted model, not a curated record
UUUUCAGUCUUGGGAGAGAGGCAGAGUGGAAGUGAGGAGCAGAAGUGGUUCAGGUGUGUAUCUACAUGUAGAAUCAUCUUCAUUGUUGCAGUUCAAUAUUAUUAUCUAUUCGACAUUUUGUAAUACCGGAUUGGAUUGGACGGACGCAAUUUUUGCGAAUCUAUGUAUCGUGAAACGGUGGUGGUUGCUGUUUGAGUGAUAAGAUUUUUGCAAAUUUCGAUCAAAUAUUCGUUCAAAUUUCGAUCGAUAAUAAUAAUUUUUCGUGUGACGCCUAUGCAUUAAACGCAAUUAAGCCGGGAUCUAAAUAUUAUGGGAAUUGAGACCUAUUUACAUAUUAAGAGAAUAAAUAUUAAGUGAGACAAGUUCAUUUUGUGUUGUGUGAUUGACCGCUUUAUUAUUAUUGUGAAGAAGGGUUUCAUAAAUACGUAACAAUGAGGAUUUGAUCUUCUGAUCCCUGAAAGGUUUCGGGACAAAAAAGUUGGUUCAGUUGUGUGAAUCAGGUACAAUUACAUAUGUCAGAUGAUGUAUUGUGCAUCUCUAGAUUUGUGCACCGUAUAAUUAUUAAUUAAUUGCAAUUAAAAUGCCAAACAAAUAUAGUGUUCUUCAAUGAUAUUGUCUACUUAGUUGGACAUAAGUGUACUUACAAACUUCUUAAUUUGUGCGAAUUUGUUGUGCAAAUCUUAUUAAUUUAGUGUGUGAUCUUUUAAAAACGUGCUAUUUUUGUGAGGUGAUAAAAACGAACGGAUUGGAUUUCAAGGUACGACUCCACUCCACCAAGGAAAGCGGAACUUUACAUGUGAAAUUGUGUGUUGGUGUCAAGUUAACAAGUGUGAAACCCAUAAAAAUCUCGUCGUCUAUUUGGAGGAAUAAGAAGACGACAUGAAAAGAAAGUGAGACGACGACGACAAUAGCGGAUCGUAAAAUUCAGGAGCAAUGCAUGGAUCAAAUAAGAUGCGGGGUCGUCCUUGUCGUCAUAUAAUUUCGCCUAAUUCGGCUCAAAGCUGGUGUAUGUAAAGCUCAUUGAACCAAAUCGUUCGUGCUACAAGACGACUACUGUCCUGUGCAUCUCUUGAGAGAAGAAGAAUAAGUACUCAAUCCGGAUAAAAGAAAUCUCUCAAAAUGGUCAUUGUCACGAGAGGCGAUUACAUUUGGAUUGAGCCAGUGUCGAACCGGGAAUUCGAUGUCGCCAUCGGCGCAAAAGUUGUCUCUGCGGAAGGUCGGAGAAUUCAAGUUCGCGAUGAUGAUGGGAAGGAAGUAUGGCUUACUCCAGAGCGUCGUAUCAAAGCGAUGCACCCAACAUCCAUUCAAGGAGUGGAAGACAUGAUCUCUCUUGGCGACCUGCACGAAGCUGGGAUUCUACGCAAUCUUCUCAUCAGAUACAAUGAAAAUUUGAUAUACACCUACACUGGAUCAAUUUUAGUGGCCGUAAAUCCAUAUCAAAUUCUUCCCAUAUAUGCAGCAGAACAAAUCAAGUUAUACAAAGAUAAGAAAAUUGGAGAAUUGCCACCGCACAUUUUUUCCAUUGGUGAUAAUUCUUACGGGAAUAUGAAGCGGUAUGGACAAGACCAAUGUAUCGUUAUCAGCGGAGAAAGUGGGGCUGGGAAGACGGAAAGUACGAAACUGAUUUUGCAGUAUUUGGCCGCUAUAAGUGGGAAGCAUAGCUGGAUUGAGCAACAAAUUUUAGAAGCCAAUCCGAUCCUUGAAGCAUUCGGGAACGCCAAGACAAUUCGAAACGAUAAUUCGUCCCGUUUCGGGAAAUAUAUUGAUAUCCAUUUUAACAAAACUGGAGUCAUUGAAGGGGCCAAGAUUGAGCAGUAUUUGCUCGAAAAGUCUCGAAUCGUGUCACAAAACUCGGACGAGAGAAAUUACCAUAUAUUCUACUGCAUGUUGGCCGGAUUGAAUAAGGAGGAGAAGGCAAAGUUACAGCUGGGCGAACCCAACGCGUACCGAUACUUGACGGGGGGUGGAUGCAUCACGUGCGAGGGGAGAGAUGACGCCGCAGAAUUUGCAGAUAUUCGGUCCGCCAUGAAAGUCCUCAUGUUUUCGGAUGGAGAAAUCUGGGAAGUGCUUAAAAUCCUGGCAGCACUUCUUCAUUUAGGAAAUAUCAAAACUAAGGCUGCUGUGAUAAAUAACCUCGACGCAACUGAAAUAUCUGACAUGGUUAACGUUGACCUAGCAGCUACUUUACUUGGAGUCAAUCGGAAAUCUCUGAUUGAAGCUCUCACAAGCAAAACGAUUUUUGCACAUGGAGAAACCGUGGUUUCGACCAUGUCCAGAGAACAAGCGACUGAUGUUCGAGAUGCCUUCGCCAAAGGGAUCUACGGUCGAAUGUUUAUCUGGAUUGUGAGCAAAAUAAACUCUGCCAUUUUCCACCCGAAAGCUGGUUCUCACUCGUCCAUCGGAGUCUUGGACAUUUUCGGUUUCGAAAACUUUGACAAUAAUUCGUUCGAGCAAUUCUGUAUCAACUAUGCUAACGAAAAUCUUCAGCAGUUCUUUGUUCGUCAUAUUUUCAAGUUGGAACAAGAGGAGUACAACUUGGAAGGAAUUUCUUGGAAACAUAUUGAGUUUAUCGAUAAUCAAGAAGCCCUGGAUCUCAUUGCUAUAAAACCAUUGAACAUCAUGAGCUUAGUUGAUGAAGAGUCCAAAUUUCCCAAAGGCACUGAUACCACCAUGUUGGCCAAGCUGCACAAGACCCAUUCCGUUAACAAGAACUAUCUUAAACCUAAAUCUGACAUAAACGCCUCUUUCGGCUUUAACCAUUUUGCCGGCGUGGUUUUCUACGACGUUCGUGGUUUCCUGGAGAAGAAUAGGGACACAUUUAGCGCCGAUUUGCUCGGUCUUAUCGAAAUUUCGAACAAUAAAUUUAUUCAGAUGUUAUUCCAUGAUGAUAUCGCGAUGGGGAACGAUACGAGAAAAAGGGCCCCCACGCUUUCAUCCCAAUUUAAGAAAUCGCUCGAUUCUCUUAUGAAAACGCUGAGCAACUGUGCCCCCUUCUUUGUUCGAUGUAUCAAGCCAAACGAGCUAAAGAAACCGAUGGUGUUUGAUCGUGAACUUUGUUGCAGACAGCUACGAUAUUCUGGUAUGAUGGAGACGAUUCGAAUUCGUAGAGCAGGUUAUCCUAUUCGACACACCUUCCGAGAAUUUGUGGAGCGGUAUAGAUUUUUAAUUAGCGGAGUGCCCCCCGCCCACAAGACGGACUGCCGAGCAGCGUCCUCCCGAAUUUGUCAGGCCGUCUUGGGAAAAUCAGAUUAUCAAUUGGGCAAAACCAAGGUGUUCCUGAAAGAUGCGCACGAUCUUUUCUUGGAACAAGAGCGAGACAGAGUCCUCACAAAGAAGAUCCUUAUUCUGCAGAGGAACAUUAAGGGUUGGUAUUACAGAAGGAGAUUCCUAAAAAUGAGAGCAGCUUCGGUCAUAAUUCAAAGAAAUGUGAGAGGUUACCUGCAGAAGAAGAGGUAUCAAAAGAUGCGGACUGGUUGGAUGAGGUUGCAAGCCUUGAUCCGCUCGAGGGUUCUGGCCCAUCGAUUCAAGCACUUGCGCGGUCACGUGGUCGGGCUUCAAGCCGUCUGUCGAGGUUACCUGGUUCGUCGACAAGUCCGAAGAAAGCGCUGGGCUGCGCUAAAAAUUCAGUCGCACAUCCGCCGAAUGAUCGCCCAGAGACAAUACAAACGAAUGAAGUUUGAACACCGGGGAAAACUUGAGGCCCUCAGGUUACGUGACCAAGAAGAAAAAGAACUGAAAAAGCAAGGGAACAAACGUUACAAGGAAAUUGCAGAGAAAAAUUACAGAGAAAGAUUGAUGGCACUGCAACGAAAAGAAAUUGAGAUUGACCGUGAAGACAGAUUAAUUAUUGACACGAAAAAGAUGGCGAUUGAAAAUGCGGCACGAAAACAAGAUGAACCUGUGGAUGACUCAAAAUUAGUUGAAGCCAUGUUUGACUUUCUUCCUGAUAAUGCAUCCGAAGCAGCUCCCCCGAGUGCGUUUCGAGACCUGCCAAACCCUCCCAAAGCGGAUGAAGACAUUUACUCAGCGCCCGAAAUCCCCCGAGAUAUGGAAGAUUUGUCAGAGUUCAAGUUUCAAAAGUUUGCAGCAACUUAUUUUACGGGAAAUACGAAUCAUCAAUAUUCCCGAAGACCUUUGAAGGCGUCUCUUCUACCACUUGUCACACCUGCGGAUCAACUGGCAGCCCAAGCUUUGUGGAUUACCGUGUUACGAUUCAUGGGAGAUUUGCCUGAACCACGAUACCAUUCCAUGGAAAGGGACACAACCUCCGUAAUGUCUAAAGUCACGGCGACACUUGGCAGAAAUUUUGCACGGUCCAAGGAAUUUCAAGAUUUGGGCCUAGAAAAUGUGGACGGCUAUAACAUUAAGCAGAAGCCACGAUCUAUCCGCCACAAGUUAGUAUCGCUAACAUUGAAAAGGAAGAAUAAGCUUGGGGAGGAUGUACGCCGAAGGCUUGAAGGGGACGAUAUUGCAGCGGAUUCUUAUCAAUCCUGGUUGGAAUCACGGCCGACUUCCAAUUUGGAAAAACUCCAUUUCAUAAUUGGUCACGGGAUUUUGCGGGCGGAACUGAGAGAUGAAAUAUAUUGUCAAAUUUGCAAACAACUUACAAAUAACCCAUCAAAGUCGUCCCAUGCAAGAGGAUGGAUUCUACUUUCGCUUUGCGUUGGAUGCUUUGCACCCUCGGAAAGCAAAGGAUUUGUCAAAUUUUUAAGAGCGUUUAUUCGAGAAGGGCCUCCGGGUUACGCCCCGUAUUGUGAGGAACGUCUUAAACGUACGUUUAACAAUGGGACAAGAAAUCAGCCUCCGAGUUGGCUUGAGUUACAGGCAACAAAAUCCAAAAAACCCAUCAUUUUGCCAAUUACCUUUAUGGACGGCAACACGAAAAAUCUCCUGGCUGAUUCUGCAACAACGUCGAGUGAACUAUGCAAUCAACUAGCAGACAAAAUUUCUUUAAAGGACCAAUUUGGCUUCAGUUUAUACAUUGCGUUGUUUGAUAAGGUUUCAUCACUUGGGAGCGGAAAUGAACACGUUAUGGAUGCCAUUUCACAAUGUGAACAGUAUGCUAAAGAACAAGGAGCUCAGGAGAGAAAUGCUCCUUGGAGGUUGUUUUUCCGUAAAGAAAUCUUUUCGCCGUGGCACGACCCCUCUGAAGAUGCAGUGGCCACGAAUCUAAUCUAUCAACAGGUCGUGAGAGGCAUAAAGUUUGGGGAAUAUAGGUGUGACAAGGAAGAGGACUUGGGAAUGAUUGCGGCACAACAAUAUUACGUCGAACAUGGAACGGAACUUGUCUCUGAUAAAUUGAACGCCGCAAUUACCAGUUACAUUCCAGACUUCAGUCUAAAUGCUUCAGAAAAAUCGGUGGAAAAAUGGGUGCAAAUUGUGACUGCGGCUUUUAGACGGACGGGGUUAAAUAAAGAUCGAAUGGAUCUCCUCCGCGUUAAGGAGGACAUCGUCGCCUAUGCAAAGUUCAAAUGGCCAUUACUCUUCUCAAGAUUUUAUGAAGCGUUUCGAUAUUCUGGUCCAAAUCUACCAAAGAACGAUGUCAUAUUGGCGAUAAAUUGGACCGGGAUUUACGUAGUUGAUGACCAAGAACAAGUUUUAUUGGAACUAUCGUUUCCGGAAAUCACAAAUAUUAGUACAGAAAAGACGGAUAAGAUUUUUGGAACCACUUUCACCCUUUCCACGAUACGAACGGGGGAAGAGUUUACCUUCCAAAGUCCAAAUUCCGAAGACAUUAAGGAUUUAGUUGAUUUUUUCUUGGACGGUCUGAAAAGGCGAUCCAACUUUGUAAUUGCAAUGCAAGACUAUAAGCCACCAAAUGAAGGAUCCAGUUUCUUAAGUUUCUUGAAGGGCGACUUAAUAAUUUUGGAGGAUGAUAACUGUGGCGAAACUGUUCUCAGUUCUGGAUGGAGUGUUGGAAGAUGUGAACGUUCCGGAGAAAAGGGAGAUUUCCCCUCAGAAACGGUUUAUGUUCUCCCCACAGCUACAAAACCGCCUCCCGACAUUCUCGAACUAUUUAAGACGGAAGACGGUGGGAAAAGAUUUGCUUACUCUUAUGCCAACGGGGUCGACACUUUAAAAGAGAAACCACACACGCUUGAAGAGUAUUCAAUUGAACAUUUCCGACCAGCUCCGAAGCGCACAAUCUCCAAAACGCUUACACUUUCCUCUGCCCGACGCGCUGGACGAGACGAGCUGUGGCGUCACUCUAGAGAACCGAUUCGUCAACCACUACUAAAAAAGUUACAAAAUAAGGAGGGGCUCGUGGAGGAUGCCAAUUUCAUUUUUACCUCCAUCAUGAAGUACAUGGGAGACAUUCCGCAUAAACGUUCGAAAAUUGGGAAUGAGCUAACCGAUCAAAUUUUCGACCCCCCGUUAAAACAAGAAAUUCUCCGGGAUGAAGUUUACUGCCAGGCGAUGAAGCAGUUGACGGAUAAUAGAAACAAGUUUAGUGAAGAGAGAGGAUGGGAAUUAAUGUGGCUAGCGACAGGGCUUUUUGCAUGUUCUCAAACGUUGAUGAAAGAGUUGACGCAAUUCUUAAGGACACGACGCCACCCGAUCGCACAAGAUUGUUUACAGAGAUUGCAAAAAACUAUGAAAGUUGGUCAAAGAAAAUAUCCACCGCAUCAAGUCGAAGUGGAAGCAAUUCAACACAAGACUACACAGAUUUUCCAUAAAGUCUACUUUCCUGACGAUACCGACGAAGCUUUCGAAGUGGACAGCAGCACGAGGGCGAAAGAAUUUUGUGCAAAUAUUGCGGAACGAUUGACCCUCCGGUCUCCGGAAGGUUUCAGCUUGUUUGUCAAAAUUGCAGAUAAAGUAAUUUCCGUUCCCGAGGGGGAUUUCUUCUUUGACUUUGUAAGACAUUUAACCGACUGGAUAAAAAGGGCGAGACCUUCGAGAGAUGGAACGAUACCUCAAUUUACAUAUCAAGUAUUUUUCAUGCGAAAAUUGUGGAGCAAUACGGUUCCAGGGAAAGAUAAGAUGGCAGAUUGGAUAUUUCACUAUCACCAAGAACUACCCAAGUACCUCAGAGGCUACCACAAAUGUACGAAAGAGGAGGCAUCAAAACUAGGUGCUCUCAUUUAUCGUGUCAGAUUUGCAGAGAGCAAACAAGAGCUGCAACAAAUACCGCAAAUGCUUCGAGAGUUGAUUCCUGCAGAUUUAGCAAAGCUCCAAAGCACAAAUGACUGGAAAAGGUCAAUUGUUGGUGCAUACAAUCAAGAUGCAGGCAUGAACUCGAACGAUGCAAAAGUCAAUUUCUUGAAAAUUAUUUACCGAUGGCCAACAUUCGGAUCGGCAUUUUUCGAAGUUAAGCAAACUACGGACCCUAGUUAUCCCGAAUUACUACUUAUCGCAAUAAAUAAACAGGGUGUAAGCUUAAUUCAUCCGCAAACAAAGGAAUUACUGGUCACUCAUCCCUUCACCAAAAUUUCGAAUUGGUCAUCAGGAAAUACGUACUUUCACAUGACGAUCGGAAACCUGGUCCGAGGUUCAAAACUCUUAUGCGAAACUUCCCUCGGAUACAAGAUGGAUGACCUUCUCACCAGCUAUAUUUCAUUAAUGCUUACCAACAUGAACAAACAGCGUACUCUACGAGUCAAGUAGUUUAUGAAUAAUUAUUAAUUUAAGUAGUUGAAUCGUAAAACUUGUUACGUACGUAGUUUCGAAAGUAAAUUAAAUUUAUUAUCUAUACAUUUCUAAAUCCAUCAUGAUUGAUUUUAGAUUUGUCGUCGUUUCACAAAAUACUUAUCAUGUUUUCACAUUCUUCGUGGGUUUUUAAUAGCUAAUUUUAUAGUAGGACAUUGCGUUACAUAGAUAUUGUUUGUGCUGUGUUACGUUAUAUAUUUACGUAGAAAUGUGUAACGUAGUAAAUUCGUACUGCGCUAAAUUAUUGGAAAAACAGUGUUAAGAAGAUGUUUUUUAAGCGAGAUGAGACAUUGCAAAAUAAACGGUAUAAUAAAUCCUAUAAAUGAAAAAAUU